GAGUACAGCCCUUACACACACGUUUUUGUUUUCCUCUCACGCACGCACGCACACAUUCUGAAUCGCACAUCGUCUUCUUCCUCUUUCCCUGAUUCCCUCCGACUCCGAGCUUGAGCUGCUUCUUCCUCUCUCUCGUUCUCUACACUGAAACUGAAACUUUGUAUCAGGCUUGUACUUUUUGCAAACUAUUUCUACUAGGUGAGAUAUAACUAGGAAGGAGGAAUUCGAAGAAUGGGUAUCCCGUCGGAAUUGAGGGAUAUGUGGGUCUCCAAAAGUAAAACACCUUUCCUUAUUGCUUCUCCCGCCGAGGAGAGCAAGCUUUUGAGGUCUAAGCAAUGUACUAAUGAGGGUGUGCGUGCUGGAUUCAAAGCUGCUACUAUUGCAUGUGUUUCCAGCGCUGUGCCGACGUUGGCUGCAGUUCGCAUUAUUCCAUGGGCGAAGGCAAACCUCAAUUAUACUGCUCAGGCACUCAUCAUAUCUGCUGCAUCCAUUGCCUCAUACUUCAUCGCUGCUGAUAAAACUAUCUUGGAAUGUGCAAGAAAGAAUGCCCGGCUUCAAGACUCUCUGAGGCAUGAUAAUAAAGUUGCAUCUUAGAAACUGCAGUACCCAUAGUUGGUCAAGUGCAUAAUGGUGCUACUUGUAAUACAAUCAGUGGGCCUAGGCCUAGUGCAGAUGGUUUUGAGGGGGUUAUGCACUUCAAAUAAGAUAUUUUGUAUUGUGUGACAAUCAUUUGAAAUUGCCUUUCCCCACGGCUUCAGAAUUCGUAAGACAUUCUAUGCAGGGGUGUAUUUGUUUUUCUAGCAUGAGUUGUCAUUUCUACUUGUCAACAUAAAAAGAACAGUUGCAAAUUUCCA
Molecule: messenger RNA, 854 nt
Organism: Lotus japonicus
Lineage: Eukaryota; Viridiplantae; Streptophyta; Magnoliopsida; Fabales; Fabaceae
Product: early nodulin-93-like
Exons: 2
Coding region: 232-594 (120 amino acids)
Source: RefSeq, a predicted model, not a curated record